Messenger RNA from Chroicocephalus ridibundus (black-headed gull), 16600 nucleotides. RefSeq lists its product as uncharacterized. Gene Ontology annotation, biological process: lipid transport. The record is from RefSeq and is a predicted model, not a curated record. Gene Ontology annotation, molecular function: lipid carrier activity. Lineage: Eukaryota; Metazoa; Chordata; Aves; Charadriiformes; Laridae. Bases 1 to 11559 code for a protein of 3852 amino acids. The transcript has 73 exons.
AUGGGGCUGCACGCCAUCAUUUUACUCUGUGCUGUUGUGGCAGGAGCUUCAGAGAGAUCCUUGGAGAGUUUAAGUUACGCAGUUUCCUGUUUCGCGGAGUGUGUAGGACACAGUGCAUCGUACUUCCCCAAAAGAGCUAGGUACAGCUAUAAGUAUUCAGCCGUCACCAACACGUUUCUGCAGGGAGGCAUUUACAAAAGCAGUGGCAUCUCUCUGGAGAGCACAGUGAUCAUUGAGGUGCAAGAUGUACAGAUUAAGAAAAAUCUUGCAUCCACAGAGGAGCCUCUGAAGGAAAUGGACAGUCUAAGGGAAGUACUAGAACAGCAUCCUCUUCAUUUUUCUUUCCAUGAUGGGAAAGUUCUGAAGCUCUGUCCUGUGAGGAAUGAACAGACCUGGGCACUGAACAUAAAGCGAGGCAUUCUCAGUCUCCUGCAGACGUCGCAAGCAUCCACUGCUAGUGCAGUCGUUGAAGAGGUGGAUGUUCUGGGAAUAUGCCCAACCAGGUAUCAGCGAAAAGGUCCUAUUCUUAUGAAGACAAGGGACUUAAACCUCUGCUCUCAUCGGUAUUCUGGCUUUACCUCUGUGCAGUCUGUUGUUCUUCCUCAUGUGCCAUCUGAGCAGCGGAUCCUGUCCUCCAAACUGGAAUGUGUUCAGAGCAUUAAGGAUGGAGUCCUGUCAGAGGCCAAAUGUACCGAGUCCAACCUCAUUACACUGUUCUCUCAGAAGGGCAAUGGGGCAAAGACACAGACACAGUCUUCACUGAAACUCUUCCAAGUGGAAACAGAGACACUGGACAACAAAGUGGACUCCAAGGAUCUGUAUGUGACCAGCAUGCUCUAUGAAAAGGAAAAAACUGAGAGGGAAGUAACUGGAGGGGAAGUGACUGAACUGGUGUGGAAGCUUUGCUUGGCACAUAGUGCAAGUUUUGAGACUGCAGACCUUUUCAUGACUCUCGUGUUUGAGCUUCGACAACUUUCUCUUGAGGCCUUAAAAGCAGUAUGGCAAAGAUCUUCAUUUAAAUGCAGAGACAACUGGCAGCCGCUAAUAGAUGCUCUCCCAUCUUGUGCUACAGAGGCGUGUGUCGUCCUAAUGAAAGAAAUUAUAGCUUCUGGAGAAGUCGAGGAAGACAAAGUGGAAUAUUUCUUCUGGUCAUUUUCAUUCAUUCCUAAACCCACCUCAGGCAUGAUUGAAUCUCUUGCUCCUUUGCUGAAGUCACCGGGAGCAAGCCAGAGCUGCUUCUUAGGAGUAACUGCUCUCUUGCAUAGGUUUUGUUCAUCCUAUAACUCCUGUGAUGGUGUACCUGCUGUGCAGAGUGUGAUGUGGACUCUUGGGAAAUUUUUGGGAAGAAACUGUACUGUGCAAGAUUCAGAACAACUCAGCGAGGUGCAACUGGUGUUAAAAGCCAUUGGAAAUGCAGGACUGGCAGCAGCAUCGCUAGCUCCUGUUUUGAGCUUGUGUGCUUCCCUGAAAAGUAAUCCAAUUGAAAUUCGUCUAGCUGCUAUCCAGGCCUUCAGGCGCAUUCCCUGUUCUGUCAGGAAUGCUGUAUUAGUUCAGCUCUAUCAAGCAAGCAGCGAAGAUGUGGAAAUAAGGAUUGCUGCUUAUUAUAUAGCAAUGAAAUGUCCGAAUGAAGAGUUAUUUAAACAAGUACAAAAGACUUUGCUGAAAGAAACAUCCAGUCAAGUGGGCUCCUUUGUUUGGAGUCACCUCUCUCAGCUCCUGGAGACGGAUGAUCCAUUGAAGGAGCACCUUCGAGAUUCUAUUCCUGAUGAAAUCCUUAGCAGAGAUUUUGACCGGGAGACAUGGAAAUACUCUUCAUAUUCCGAUGUCACAUUCCAUUCAGGUGGUGCAGGUGGAAAUAUGGAAGCAUCAGUGGUCUUUUCUCCUGCAUCCUUUCUGCCACGAUCAGUCAUGACAAAUUUGACUGUUCACGUUAUGGGGCAGGCUAUAAAUCUACUGGAGGUUGGUGUACGAUUAGAGAAUGCUGAAGCUCUUGUGCAGAAGAUUUUUGGGCAGAAGCCUGCUACUUUCAGUGACUAUUUUUUUGCAAACAAUAAUGAAAGAAAAAACAAGUCAGAAAACCCAGUGGAAACAACAGGAAAAGUCAAGCAGAGGAAGCUGACUUUGAAGCGAUACAGCCCUGCUGAUCAUCUUGUGACCAAGUCUGGCAAGCCAAAGUUGAGAAAAGCUAAGCAGAAUUGUCCUGGUAGAAAGUACAGUAAGAUGAGUGAGUUAGUCAAAAAGUUCACUGAGAGAACAGUGAGAAAGGAGCUGCUGAAAUGUGAGCUAAGCAUGAAAAUCUUUGGAAAUGAACUUAGCUUCUUGGAUUGUGAAGAUUUAAGAAAACAAAUGAAACAUUAUUCUUUAAAUCUGGCUGAGUUGGCUGUCAAGCUUCUGAAGGGGCAAGAGGUCCAGUUUAAUAAAAGGCUGAGUUUGGCCACUGAAGAAUUGCAGUUUCCAGCAAUUUCAGGCUUUCCUAUUCAGCUGGCAGUCAAUGCUUCAGCAGCAAUCAACAUAAAAAUCAAAGGGAAUGCGGACUUCAAACAACAGUCAAAUUUUUUUCUAAAUGGAUAUAUCAAGCCAAGUGCAUUUGUCCAGCUUUCUGCCCAAAUGGGAACUGUGGGAACUCUGGGACAAGCUGGCCUAAGCUGGUUAGCAGGAAUGAGGACGUCUACUAGUCUUGAUGGGGGAAUCCAGGUAAAAAAAGGGCAAGAGGUCAAAGUUUUCUUGAACACUCCAGAAGAAUCUAUGGAGAUAAUUAAUUUCAGCUCUAAACUCUACUUCACAGUGGUGGAUGAGACAGAAGAUGUAGAUGUUUUCCAAGACCACACAGAAACCAGAUCUUGCACUAGGAAGGAAGUGUCUGAGGUUAUUGGCUGGCAGCUGUGUUCUGAAAUGUCGUAUCCUGACCCAGCCGGUGGUUUGGUUUUCCCCCUUACUGGACCUUUGAGAGUGGCUGUCACGUUAACUAAGCAAGAUAGAGGCCUGCAGCAGUACAUUGUGGAAGCUGCAUGUAACUAUAUUCCUCAGGAGAACUCAUGGAUCCCAAGUGAAGCUGUCCUUCACUUCUUUAUUGGGACUCCGAAGUCAGAUUUGAAAAGGGAUAUUGGUGUUGACCUAAAUUUUAGUGUCCCACAGAAGAAAUUCAGAAUCCAAUUUAUACAACCUAAGAAAAAAAUCGAGAUUGAUGGAAGAAUUGAGUUUUCUAAAAAUUCACGAAUUGGACACCUGGAACUCGUAGUAGAUGACAGAGAUGUGUAUUACAUUAAGGGAAUGACAGAUUUGCAGAUGCUAAGUGGAGAGCAGAGGUACGUGAUCCAACUGGAGGUAAAGCUGAUAAAGCAAAGCAGUCCUAUCAUUCUGUCAGGAAACAUCACUAAACAACUUGGCAAGAAGAUAGCUUUUUCAGUAUCCCUGAAUAAUUUGUUGAAGGAUGCUGCAUUUCUUUCAGCAUUUCUGGAGAAAAAGGUUGAUGAUAAGCUGACACAAUACUUAUUGGAAGGGGAGAAUUACCUUCCAGGUGUUCUUGGAGUUCACGUCGUGGGUCUUCUCCAGCAAAGUGAGGGCUUGUGGUCUCAUGGUUUGAAGAUAAAAUAUGGACUCCUAGGAGAGGCAAAAAAUCUUCAUCAUGAAUGCAGUACGCAGCAAAAGAUUAAAGUGGAGACAGGUGCACAUGGUGUGUACAAACUUGAUAUUGGGCAUGAAUUUCACUGUAUGCAGACUCCGACCUAUAAUCACAAGGUUCACCUGAAACAUGAAGCGAGUACAUCUUGGCUUUCCUCCCAGAUGGAAGUGAACUAUGGGAAACACUGGGAUGAAAUAAACAACAAGAAGAAACUGCUGAUCAGCCAAGCAUUUAAGAAUAGUUCCAGUUCAUCUCUAGUCAACUAUUUCAUGGAGUUUACCAUGCAAGUCCUGGAAAAACAGGUGAAUUAUAGAACCCAGCUGCAGCACUUGCACAACUCUCAGGUUUAUUUGCAGAGCAGCACCAACUUUGAGGUGCAGUAUAAUGACCACGUGCCAUUUGUGGCUGGGCUGCAGUGGAAAGACGCAUCCAGAAAUGGCCUGAAGAAGUGGGAAGGUGGAUUAAAAGUAGACACUCCAUGGCUAUAUCUGUACGCAGUUCACAAACUACAUCAGCCUCAGCAUUCUGUGUAUUUAUUGAUUAUGGAGCUGACAACUGGAAAAGCUCUCUCUGUUAAGAAUCUUGUUCUGGAACUAUUUUAUAAAGAUCAAGACAAUGAAAAGGAAGGGAAAGUUAACAUUUACACACCAGCUACCACAUACCUGCAGGCAUCCACAUUUAAUCAUCUUGGGAGGAAUGUUCUGCAUAGCUAUAGUGAAAUGAAAUCUCUGUGGAAUCCGCUUGUGAAGAAUGAGAUUCAUUUGGAGAAUAAUGAACGAGCCAAAUAUCUCUGCUUUAAGAUAAAGAGUACAAAACAGGAAUUUAACGUCACAGCCAGCUAUCAGAAUCUGCCAAUGCCUAAAAAGACAAACUUUUCUGUGAGCAGUGUAUGGAAAGAUUAUAAAAGUCUGCCUGUCACGCUGCAGUUUGAAGGUCAGAUAGAAGAGCUGAAGAAGGAGAAGAUGCUCUAUCAAAAACGUGGAACCCUUCAUUUCAGGCAUCCUUUUAAAGUGCCCAAUCUGCAGAGCUUCCUUCUGCAGGAGACGUUUAUUGUUGACAAAAAGCAAAAGCACUAUUUGUUGGAAACAAAAGUUUUGAUAAAUGGGGUGGAGGAAACAGUUCAAACUCUUACACUUGGUUACCAACCUGAAAACCCCUAUAUUUGUGCUGGCUUGACUCAUCCUUAUAACCACAGUUUGUUCCCCAAAGAUGUUGAAAUAUGCAUUUUAAGUCAAAGUCACCAAAACGUGAAGCAUGGGCUUGAGGCUACUUUGAAGGUCAAUAAGGAAGAUGUUCUCAGCUUUCUAGGGAGGUAUCAGGACAAAUCCAGUGAGGCAAAUUUUAGACAUCUUUUGCAAAUGGAUGUGACACAUUCAUUCCAGCUUGAGUUUCCACAAGCAAUGGGACUAAGCGGGGAGCUGUUUUCCAGGCAGACUAAGCUGGAACACUUUGACUACAGUGUGAGUGUAGAAGUCGUCAUCAACAAGAAUGUAUCUUCACAGGCCCAGGCAGCCCUAAAAAGUUACGGUGAGAGUAAUUCCAAUGGCUCUCUUUACCUUCGUUCCAAUGGAAGGGACAUGCUGAUGCUGGAGGUUGAUAUGAACAAUGAAAACAGGAAGAAUGCCAGAGCUGUCGAAUUGAGGGCUUUUCUCCAUCAGACAAUUCUGACAAACCCAGAAUCAAUACAGUUCCAGCUCAUGGCCGAAAUAUUUCCGUCAAGACUUUUGAUAUCUUCUGAAAUGAAACUUAAUGAAGACAGGCUUCAUGUGCAUUUCAUGGAAGCCAGGGAGCAGAAAGUUGGUUUGGUUUUGUCCCUAAAUGGAAGAGUCCAACACACAUUUGCUGGAUUAAAGGCCAUACCUCAUCUGCUUUCUCUGAAUGGAUUACUGAAGUGCAAAAACAACAUUCAUGAUGGUAACAUCAAUGUGAUGGUCAACAAAACACUGUAUGGACUCCGUCUCAGGAACAGAAAUGUGUUUGGGAAUAGCACCGUACACAAUGUCACUUUUGCUGUGUUUCAGAAUGGCAGUCAGGCAAUCCCAAUGGAGGCAAAACUGAAAGGACACCUGGAGCUGAGUAAAGAGAUGAAAAGGGGGCUAGCUAGCUUCCAGGUGGAUGAGGAGGCCCUUUCUGUAGAUUUUUCCAAUAUCAUGAGUCCUGGGCACAGCAGAGUCAGUGGGACUUUCACACAUAAUAUCAGCUUUUUAAAAAGUGCAGGAUUGCCCUUGGAUGGCAUUCUUACAGCCAUGUGUGACCAUGGCACAAGAAAUCACACCAUCACUAUAGCCCUACAGAGUGGCAGUGAAAGGAUUACCGCUGUGUUUGGAGGUCACAGACUGUCUGCUGAGACUCCUAAAUCCCAGCUAUCUGUGAGUUUAAAGCACAACAUCUCAAAGAUAAAGAAACAAGGCAUCCCUUUUAUUGUGGAAGCUGCUGGCUAUUACGAGAAUUUCACCAAAAAGACUGCUGCAGGGAUAAUAACGACAGUGGAGAUGGAACAGCUGAAAAUUGAAAUAGAGAAGAAAACCACUGGCAGUGCUAUCGAAAUUUCUCUUUCACUUCACCAUGAUGUGGGAGGACUGAUCGACAUUAUUCCAUGUGUACUUGAGGUUGCUUGCAGUGGAGAAACUGCUCACAAACAACUCUCCGGCCUUUGCAAUGGAGCAAUUGCAUUUCAUCAUUUUGAGACUCCAGCAAGAGUUUCACUGAAUGGGUCAAUGUUUACCAGCAACUUGACUGUCAUCUUCUUUGGACGUGUUUCUUUUCAUGACAUGUUUGCCUACCUGCAACUCCAUGCCACCACUAACAUCCAGCCUCAUUUAGAAGUUGAUUUCCAGCAUUCUUUGCCUUUCCUUCAGUCUCUGGGAAUUGCCAGAGAGAACCAAGUGAAGGUGUCAGCCGUGAGAAGUGACAAGUACAAGGGUGUGCUUAGUAUUGUCCUUGGGCCCUGCAGUUUAAAAGCUGAUGGAGAAGUGAGCCUGGCAAGCAAUGAAACAGAUACAGAAUGGGUACUUACUUUUAGGAACAAGUGCAUCAGUUUAGAGAGGAUGGGAUUGCCUCAUGCUGUAGCCUUUGGGGGCUCAUUUCAACAGAACAUCUGCAAUGUUGGCUUGUUAAUGAACCUCCAGUGUGAUGGCAGAACAGUUGAUGUGCAGAUAGACACUUCCUGCGAACACGAAUAUACACUCCAAGGGAUGCUCAGGCAUUCAGUUCACUGGCUGAGUCAGCUUGGGCUGCCUUUUGAAAACUCUGUCCUGUUAUCUGCAGCCACAGACUCCACAACUGAGGGUGUUUUGUUGCUGCAGGCUGGAAAAUGCAAACUUAAGGCUAGAGGAGAUCUCUGUAUUCAGAAUAAAGCUGAAUGGACACUGGAAACAGAAGCAGAAUGUCAGCUUCUGCAGGAUCUCAGUAUUCCAACUCAGUUACGGCUCACAGGGUCUAUUCAGAAAGACAAGUGCCAAGCGGAACUUCUCUGUGUCCUUGAAACAGAAGGCAAGGCUGCACAUCUUGAAGUGAGAGCAGAGUGCAAGCCAAAGAUUACACUGGAAAUUCAAUUCAGGCAUGACCUCCCUCAACUGAAGGAAAUUCCAAGGGAAAAUAAGCUGUCCAUCACGGCACGAAAGCAGUUAAAAUACCAUAUCGGAAUAGGAAUGCAAUUGGGUGCUUGUGAGCUUCAAAUGAAUGGGGGCUUUGAGCCUGAAAAGAAGCUUCGGUGGAAAAUGUUUAUAGAAAACAAAUGCCAAACAAUUCAGGAUCUUGGAGCACCAGUAAAAAUUGACAGUUCAGGCUAUGUUUUGAUGGAUAAAAUGAACCUAGAUUCACAGAUGUUGAUCACUGUUGAUGAAAAUAAAUUACAAGGACUCCUUAUUCUAAAAGUCACUGAUGAAAGACAAGAAUUGGAUGUGGUGCUAACCCAUAACAUUCAAGGAGCUGCUGACAUUGGCAUUCCUAUGAGGAUAUUAGUCGAUGUGAUAUCAGAAAAAAGCAGUGACUUCUAUAAAAGACUUAUUCACUUCUGUGUGAACAGCAAGCAAAUUACAGAAGAACUGAGCUUUGUCCAGAAGUUGUAUGUUAUGUCUCUCAACUACAAACUUACUCAUAACAUAGAGGCACUGAAGACUUUGCAAAUCAAAGACAGGAUUGAGUUGCAAGCUAUCUUGAACCUGGAAGUGAUCAAGAGCUUUAGUAUGAAAGUGCAUUAUGGUGCCCACCUAACAGUUCUCGAAGGACAAAUCCAGCAGUUUGAAACAAGUACCAAUGUAACUGGGAAUUUCCAUCAUACUUGGCCAUGGCUGAUACAAGCCAGAGUCCCAUCUUCUCUACAGAUAGAUAUGGUUUUUCAAGGGAGAAACACUACUCAAGAAAGAUAUAUGCACAUUGCAGCUGGAGAAACAUCAAUCACAUACAUAAUAAACUCCUAUUAUGUUGCUCAGCAAGUGGAUGUCUUUUGCCAAAGUGUACAUAGUAGUGAGGCACUACAGGCAGCUGGCUACCCUAAGGCAAUCAACUUGAUUCUCAGUUUACAGAAAUCAGAAAGCAAAGCCAAGACUAUCUGUGAAAUCCAGUAUGACGACAAAUAUAUAACUGUGACUAUGGAUGUUGACACAGACUUUCAACUCUAUGGUACGUUUGAAUUCAUGGCAGAGGUGAAGCAUUCGAUAUCACUUCUCCAUCAUCUGGGACUUCCCUUCUUUCUUAAGAUAACAAUUCAAGAAGUUAUGACUGAAAAUGAAAUUGAAGGGGCUCUGAGGCUGAUCUGUGAACAAAACACCAACUUCUCCUUUACCAUCAGUAGGAAAAAAGACCAGCAAGGUGAGGAGUUGAAUAUAAAAGCACUCCAGAUUCAUCCCUUCCGGAUGAAGUCUUUACAGUACAUCCCCAGUGCAGCAGAACUGUCUUCUAAGGUAAAUUAUGACAUGAGUGAAGCAAAAGGCAAUCUCUACCUCAGGAUGGAAAAAGAGGAUUUCAAUGUUACAACUAAGCUAACUUUCACUGGAACCAUCUACACUAGUGUCAUUGAAAUAAUACAGACAAUGUCCCAGUUAAAAAUUCUUCCAAGGCAGCUUGCAUUUAUGAUGGUUUACCAAAAAGACAAGAGAACACAUCUGCUGAGGCACAUCGCUCUGUGGGAUGGUAAAGAGAUAAAGGUAACAGGCACUUACACUGGACUCUUCCCAAAGUUGCCUGGAGGUCAUGACAUUCAGGUGGAACUUUUCCAUCCUCUAUCCAUCCCUUUCCCACGGCAUGCCAAGGUCAACUUAUAUGUGAAGCAUUCGUUACGCAGUCACCGGGAUGAUCUUACUGUUAUUUGGAAUGAGAAGGACCAGGUAUCAGUGUCAUCUUCUCUGAAGUUUGGAAGAGACCGUAUGAACUACAGAGCCACCAUUGCCCACCCAUUUAAUUACACUCUGAAGCAACUGGAGGUCCAUUCCCUGUCAGAAAGAAGAGGCAGAAAGUACAACCAGCAGCUGCAGCUCAGAGGGAAUGGUGGGCAGCCUGCUGACAUCCAACUGGCCCUGGAGGAUAAAUCAAAGAUGAACAUCACUGCCUGGCAUGGCUGUAUGACACUCUCUUCAGGUCAGCUUCAGAGAGUAUUAAGUAUGGAACACCUGCAUGCAUGUGGGUCUCUAGAGCAAAGAUCAGCAUUGUUUAACGAAUAUCUAGAUCUAAACUGGGAUGACAAAAAAUUCAAACACAAUUUAACGUAUGAGAGAAAUCAGUUCUUGUAUCCUGAUAAAUUUCAGUUGGAAGCUGUUCUGGAAAAUAUUUUCCUGACCUCAUGCACCAAACAGAAGAUCCUGGGUAAAAUAGAAACAAACUACUCAUCUUGCCUGGACUAUUAUAUGAGCUUUGAGCUCUGUGACCUUCCAAAUGUAAUUGUUUUCUCUGGAAAACACCAGCUCAACAAAGAUGACAUUGUUUUGCAAUCAGAGGGCAGAUUCCACCUUGGUGAUCAUGAGGGAAAUGAGGGGAUGAUUGGAGUAUUCUUAAAAAAUCAGAGUACAGCUGAUGUGAAGAACUAUUCUUUGGAAAUUGAAUUAAGAGCCUUUGAAGAUAUUUGGCUAGGCCUGACAGGAACUGCUGCUUCCUCAUCCGUUCAGAGCCAAAUCCUGGUGGAGGGGAUUAUUGAUCAGAAAGAGAAAGUAAAAGUUGCUGCUUCUAAAGGAAAGGAGUGUUUUCAGUGCUACGUGGGGUAUUUGAAAGGUGAUUUGGAAGAAGGAAUGGAAGUCAGUGCUUGUACUGAUGGGCAACAGGCGGCUACCGUUAAUGCCUACCUCAACAUUAAUGGUGAACGGCAAGAAAACGUGGGACGAAUGACUCUAGCAGCUGUUAAUGGAAGCUUGAGUUUUCUGGCUCAUGGAUGUGGGGAUCGGGUUCUUAAGGCUGAGAACAAACUUAAUGAAAUCAGGAGCCUUCUGAAAGCCAAACUGAUGGAGAAGUUGAAGGAGUUUGACGCAUAUAUGUCGAGAUUGAGGAGAUCAGUGCAGCAAGUCGAUUUUCUGUCUGAAGCAGCCGUCUGGCCUUCAAUAGCCUUGCAAAAGGUAGCAGGAUUCCUCCACAGUGUGCAUAGAGCUGUCGCCCAGGUGUGGAAGCAAAGUGGAAUCAGGCAGAUACUGAGAAGCAAGCUCCCGCUUUACCUGGAUAAAAUUCAAGACAUCGUCCAGCAAAUGCAGAAUGAAUUGCAAAAGCCAUUAGCAACUUUGAAGGAUGCCUACUACGAUGUAACCUUGAAGCCACUGGAUGAAGUUUGGCAAGAGAAGACAGAAGAGUACAUGAAGAAAAUUCAGGCUGUUUUACCCAAGAUUGUAAAAGAUGUGUGGCUAAUGGAACCAAUCCAGGUGGCGUUAAAGGUUGUGAAAACAGGCUUGGAUAUGACUACACAGCAGAUGCUCAGAUGGGCAGAGGCCGUGUUUUCUAGAGCUGUGAGCAAGAUCCGGAAGCCCUUACUCAACCUUUACAGUUUUUCAGCCAGGAACUGUUCAUUGGCAGUAAAACUGCCAGUACUUCCUAAAGCAGACCGCUCCCUGGAUCUGGCAAAUAUUACUAAUUAUCUCAUUGAAGAAAAGCUAAUGAGGCCUCUCCAAGACCUCUACAAUAUCAACAUAGUUGCAGAGUAUUAUAGAUUCAAACGGAGGAUGAUGGAGAGUCCCUUUGAAUAUCAUGCUAUGUUAAUGGGGACCAAGCAUCUUAUGACUUUUGAUGGAAGAAUUUAUGAUUUGGCAUCAAAGUGCAGUGUACUUCUUGCCAAGGAUUUUGUUCACAAUACUUUCACUGUAAUACUAAACGAGGAAACUAGUAACUCAAGAUCACUAUAUGUGGAGAUGAACCAGACCGUGAUCAGUAUCCAUCCAAGACUGAAGAUAUCCAAGAUGUACAACUUUUCCUUUAUGGAAGAGAACUGCCAAGUACUGAAUCAAUCCCUUGAAAAGAAUAACACUAAUUCAAGGAGAGAAACCAACAAAGUAGAAGUGUCUAAUCAGAAAGGAGUUUCUGUCUCUUGUGACUUUCAGUAUGAUCUCUGUACUGUCACUCUGGCUGGCUGGCACCAUGGUAUUUCAGCCGGGCUUUUGGGUACCAAUGAUAACGAAGCUGGAAAUGAAUGGAUGCUUCCUAAUCGUUCGUUCACUGACAACCUGCAGGAGUUCACACAGAGCUGGCAGGUGAACACGUGCAGUCUCGUACAGAGGACAGUGAAGCCAUGUCCAAUUACAGCUAAGCAAAAAGUCUGUAAAGUGUUUUUUGAAGAAUCACAUUCACUUCUUAGGAACUGCUUCAAAGUUGUGGACCCUGAACCCUUCUACAGCAUGUGCACCUCCGACACCUGCCGCUCCCAGGAGCUGAAGGCUGCCUGCAGUUUAGCAGCAGCUUUUGUUCAUUUGUGCAACCGAAAUUUUGUCCCUGUGGAAAUUCCUCCUCAGUGCUUGAGACAGUUCUGAAUGGCAGAUACCAGCCCUGAAGAUGGAAGAACCCUUUCAGUACACAAACUAAACCAGCUGUUUUAGGUAGACGAGCUAGAACCAAUAGUAAGGAGAACAGUAAAAGUGUGAAUGAAUUUGCUUUAGGACUACGAAUAUAAGCUUUUCACCCAGAAACACCUGAGGGUAAGAGGAAUGAUUUCAGUACAGUGACAAGAAACUAUAAGCAACCAGAAGAAACUGGACUAAGUAUCAGUAACUUUAAAAAAUUUUCUCCUGUUCAGUGGCAAAAUAGCGUCUCCACAAGCCUUCAAGCCAUAGCAUAAACACAUUUAAAAGAUGACAAAAGGUCUUUUCCAGCUCAGAUUAGUACAAGUAGGCUGCUUUGUGAAAGCAGUGUAUGAGCUUUGAACCUGCACAGAGAUGCUGGCUUCUUUUUUCUCCAGAAUUGAAACUGAGCUCUUCAGUAAAUUCUGGAGAAAGUGCCCUUUUUCCAGGGAAGUGACCCAACAUGCAAGAGGGCUAAGAUAGAAAUAGGAUGGUUACGUAAUUGAAAGCAUUUAAUCAUUUUCUCAUUUUUAUGGUGGUUGAUUUUUCCCUUAUUAAUGUGUACAUUGUAAAAUAAGAAUCAGCCUUCUUGGUAUCUGUCCUGCAGUUUCACAUUCUCCCUUUGUGUCUUUAGAACCCCCUUCUCAGAAAUCAGUUUACGUGUUAGAAAAGAUGACUGAUACCCAUCCUAUCCAUAAAGUAGUCCUACGGUGUCAUAGAUACUGUUUUGUGAGUGUCUCAACUGUUAAAUUACUUUAUAUAUAUGUAGGUCUGUUGAUUAAAAAAAUGCAUUACAUUUCUCCUCACAGUACGAGGAAUGCAAUUAUGCCUUCGUAAAAGGUAACACUGCAAAAUCCUUCACAUGUCUUUGCAUAUCAUGCAAACAUGGAAAUAAUGGUGUUCUGAACUAUGAAUUAAUGUUAAUAAACAUUUGACUUGCUUAUUUUUAUGCUGGAGUACAUUUUUACUGAUUAUUUGUAAGAAUAAAGUUGUACUGAUCUACAGAGUUGGAACUGGCUGGGUUUAAAUGGCUACUGCAGUUCACAGAGACAAAAAUAGCACGUGGCCUCGGCUAUCUUCUGUAUGCUGCGUUAGGCUACGCUUGCUUUCUGAACGCUUACACUGCAGUUUUACACAAAUUCUAAGUAAAACAUGACUCUCAUACUAGCCAGAGAAAAUGCCUGCAAUCGCUAGGAUUUCCACACACGUGAAAGGUUGCUAUAUAAAACAUGCUAGAAAUCAAGUCUUCCUGUGUAAUAAUUUUAUAACUGCUUACCUACAGAGGUGUUUUAUAACAAAGUAUAAAGUACUUCUGACAGUUAAAGAAUAUUUAUACCAGUUAUUGAUUAAAAAAAAUGCAUAAUCUUCUCCCGAGACACUUAAUGCAUGCUAAGCACACCAAACACCUUUCAAAAAGCACUGAGGUGACAGUUGCAGGAACAAAGUAAGAUGUCAGCAAGUAGAGCAAAAGGUUCAGAAGAGCUGCUUUACUUUUCAGCUAGUUGCAGCGCAGGCUGGGAUACAGAAGAGUUUAACUGUAUGCUACCUGUAGACAGCAACACAGAUAUGGAUGCAGAUACUGGGUCUCCUAGAAGCUGCAUAUAACAUAUCACAGGCUAUAAAGAAGCCAUUUACACACCAAUAAACAUUUUAAACUACCACCAUUGUGCUAGGCCCAUUUAAAGAUGUCUGGAGAUGGUCCCGGUUUAUGCAAAUGCGUGGUUUGUGUCUAGAUAUUCAUUACAGAGGCAGGAACUCUGUAGUGGGAACUCUGGAGAACAGGCCCUCCGAACCACACCUGAAGCCCGUGAAGUUCAGCAGGAGCCCGGGUCAGCAUGGGCACAGGUUGCUUCAUGCUUGUGUGACUCAGUGAGGAGGAGGGGGAGACAGAACCUAAGCCAACAGGAACCUCAACCCCUCCUGCCCUGCUGUUACAAACACCCAACUGACCACAGAGACAAUAAAUAUCGCAUCAGACCAGUAAUAAAAGUCUGUACAAAGCACCGUUUCUACAGAAUAGGACACAAAGAAUAAUGAUCUGGGGGGAAGAUGAGAAAAAACAAAAACCAAACCACACUUUUCAAUACCUUGUUCAUAAUUUGAGUUUAAAUUUGAGCAUUGAUUUAUAGCUUUCAUGAAUAAAGUCAAAUUCCAUUUUUUCAUAUUGGCAGCUAUGCCUUUUCUAUGUGCCGGACAGACUGCUGGUGUUAGUGGAAAGGCAAUCUCUUUUUCAUGCCUGGUCAUUAAGUAACUAGCAAUAAAUGUGCAGUAGUUUGUCACAGGUCAAGAGGUUCUUCAAAUGGACUUUGUAAAACCUUUACUGAACCAAGGAAACCAUCCAUCCCAAAGACUUUUAAGUAUGUCUUGAUCACACUGCACGGUAAUGUCUCAUCUUGGGAAUUAAAAAAUGGAAAUAAUACACCACCCUCCCUGCCUAACAGAAGAAAGAUGUCAGCUACGUUGUAAGGCAGCUUGUAUUAGCAAACAAGCCAUUAACUAGGACAGUGACAGAGGCUGAUGUGGGGAGGCACAUUCCAGCAGUCCCCAACAGCUGGAUAGCAGCCGCCCUCCUGCCGACCCGCUCUUGCAGGGGAGUCUGCCAAGAUGAGGUGUGACUCAGCGCAAAAAGCAUCCCUCAAAAGACAACUAAAAUAUGUGUGUGACUCCUCAUGGAUGUGAUCCUCCAGGAAGGAUCCCCUUGGCAGGAUUUUACUGAAUCAUUGCUCACGCCAAUAACUUCAGUUUCAGUAUUUCAAAAUGGUCUUUUUCUGUGCACUACCCCUGACUUUAUCAGGACUAAACUUUUAGUAUACAACUACUGAUAAUACUGUACAUUUUAGAACACCUUGACUGAAGUAAUCUGAAACGUUUAUGCUUCAGAGGAACAUAAUGCAGUAGAGAAGACUAUGUUGUCCCAUGGAAAAUGCAUAAAACCCAUUGAAUAGCUAUACAUCAUGCAAUACAAAUGUCUCUGACCUUGCCGCCUGGCUCACUGGAGGCCAGAACUCCCGCAUCUGUAACUCAUGCUGAUCAGAGCACUUUAAACACAACCCCCCACACCCAGCUGUGGUUAAGUCAGUGUUCCAAGUGUUAGUAUUUUUAGUGUGUACAACCUUCAACACGUCCUUUAUAUAGGUCAUAAACAGAAACUCCAGCUCUACAAAGUUCACAGGCAUUUAUGCAUACCAUGCGAACUCUUAUGCCUCAAAAACUUAGCAGCAAAGUUGAGGUUUUGAGGCUCUAUCACAGGCUGAGAAACUUUGAAGUUCACAGAGCCUGUUUCUGCCAGUUGAGCUCCCCAGAUGCUAGUAUGUAUCCAGAGUUGUUCCAGUUACGACAGAGCUAACAGUGCACAGAAGCCUUCCUGCAGUCUACAGCCAUUCUCCUGCCCUCUUCAAGGUCUAAACACCAGCUUGCUUAGAACAAGAUCCCAGCUUUGACCUCCCCCUCCACAAGACAGGGCUAGAGAAGCCCCUCAUCCUGUAACUUCUGUUACAUGCUCUGCUGUAGAACAGGAACAAAAACCACAGGCAAACCCACAUGCUACUGUAGAACUUGAGACAUGAGUUACGAUGUGGAAAAGGGAGCAUUCCCACUACCCCGUAGAGCCCUACAGUGCCAACCUCUGGAAACCCAGAGACCAGGCCCUUCAGCCCACCCCUUAAACCAGGGUGGCACAGAAGCCACAAACAGCCAUAAGCAGCAUCAGUCACUCAUUAGGUGAAGCACAGCUAAACUCCAAGCCAACGCAAUCACUAGAAGUCUUUUGAUUAGAAGCUUGUUGUUCAACUUUGCUAAGAGUGUCUUUUGCUUUGAAUUCCUAGGAAAGCACUUUUUAACGUGAACUUCCAUAAAAGCACCCAGUCUUGGCUUUAAAACCCUUAAAAGUUACUGUUCUACUAAUAUAAUUGCAGGCCCUUCUGAAGCACUACUUCAGGUCAGCAGCAGAUAGCCUUCCAACCAACCGCCAAGCAACAUUCACAGCUUUGUACUGAUCAAAUACCUGAAACUUGCCAGGGGGCUGGAACCAGAGUUUACAUCUGGGUUUUUAGUGAGGUCAAGUGUACAGUACAGAGGCAGAUAGAUACUGAAACACCCUAAAUCAAGCAAUGAUGAGAUCUAGAUCUUGUUUUGCUUGGAACUGACUGCUAACAAGUGAGCAAAGAAACCCAAUGCUUUGUCUCACGAGCCCCUGGAUGGGAGAAGGCGGUGAAAGAUGCAAAGAAAUCCUCUACAAAUCCAGUCCAGUCUUACAUAAAUCCAGUCCAGUAUAAAUACAACUUUUCAGAUGCAUUCAGUGAAUUAGCAGUAGUUUCACUCUUGAUAGCCUCUACAUUGUGCACCCACCAACUAUGAAUGCAGGGGCUACAAGCUGUAUUUAAUUCUGCUGUAAAUUUACUGCCACUAGCAAGGAUGCAGCAGACCUCCUAGCUCUUUAUUUCCAGGGUGUUACUGCCUAGUUAGAAAGCAUGGCAAGGUGAACUUACUUGGAAGGAGCUUUGGGUUCCUGGCAUAGUAAGAAUUCAGAUGGAAAAGUAUCUAUCACCAGAUAAAAACAGCUGCCAGCCAAUAUGCUGACCACGUGGAUCAUUUCUGAAAGGCUGCAGCAUUCCACAAGUGGUUUUCUUUGCAGCAUUAAAAUCACUAAACAAACUCAGACUGCCAAAAUUCUGUAUAUAUGUGUUUUGGCAUUUCAUCGGCAGGGGCUCACAACACAGGACUCCCAUUAUACAACUGCCUCUGAUGUGGUCUGGUUUGGAAUACUAAACUCAAGGCUGGAAUCGCACUGUGAAAUCCAGUCCUUAAUCUGUGAAGGCAACAUUUAAAGAUCUACUUAAGACAGUAUUUAAUUUCUAUACGCUUUGAAAACAUAAUCCUAUAAUUUUAAAAUUUAAUUACCACCACUUGAUUGUUGUCUUAAAUUGCACAAUCACCGAGUACAUCAUCUUCCCUUCCUAUAGGCAUUCUUAAUUAACACAACUGCAUUGCUGGACAAUACAGGCCCAAACUACAA